CACAAAAAACCGCAUCCUUAAAUCUCACCUCCAUUCCUCUUCUUCAGCUUCAUUCAACUCAACACAAACAUUUUACUGAUCUCUGCAAACAGAAUUUCCCAAAACAAUCUCAGAAUUUAACUACAAAACUCAACAGAAAUGUGUGGGGGUGCAAUUAUAUCCGACUUCAUUCCUCGCAGUCACGAUGGUCGACGUAUCUCUGCUUCUGAUUUAUGGCCAAGUUCAUUUUUCACCAGCAGUUUGCAUACUGAUUCAAGCUUCAUCCAAAAAGGUACCCAGAAGAAGAUCAAUCCCCGUUCAGGGUAUGAUAAUGGAGAAGAAACUGAGAAACCGAGUAAAAGAAAGAGGAAGAACUUAUACAGAGGAAUAAGACAGAGACCUUGGGGGAAAUGGGCAGCUGAAAUUCGCGAUCCUAGGAAAGGGGUUAGAGUCUGGUUAGGUACUUUUAAUACAGCUGAAGAUGCAGCCCGAGCUUAUGAUAAAGAAGCUAGAAAAAUCAGAGGCAGAAAAGCUAAAGUUAAUUUCCCAAAUGAAGAAGACAACAACAACAACAAAAGCAAUCAAAUUAAUGAGACCCAUGUUCUCAAAUUUCAAGAUGAGCUUCCUGAUUUUGAUUUCGGGUUCGCUGAAAAUAUUGAAAUGGAGCAUAGUACUACUGAUUGUAAUGUUGUUUGUAUUGAUCAAGAGGAAUUAAAAGUGGAAGAACAAGAGAGUUUGGUAGAAACAGAGGGAGAGAAGGAGAAAGAUCAUGAGAGUGAAGAAGUACAGAAACUAUCAGAAGAAUUAAUGGCUUAUGAAUCAUAUAUGAAAUUCUAUCAAAUUCCUUAUCUUGAUGGUAAUAGUUUUGAACAACAGCCUAUUGUUUCAAAUACUGUUCAGGAAGAGGGUUUAGUGGAUGAUGGUUCUGGUUCAUUACAACUAUGGAGUUUCUGAUGUUCCAUUUUCUCUCCUACUAAGACAUGAAUUCACAAUGGGUUCCAGUCUCCAACAAAGAAGUGAAGAUCUUCAGUUUUGUUAAUUUUAGCUAAUUAGCUUCAAUUUUUCAUUGAUGUUCUUAUGUAAAUUUUGUUUAUUUUGUUUGCUGUUAUUGUUUCAUUCAAGCAACUAUGCCUGUUUUUGUGUUGUAUUUUUGUUUUCCAAUGCUGUAAAUUCCUCAUUCCUGAGAAUCCAAUUGUUAAUAAAUAACAUUUUCAAA
Molecule: messenger RNA, 1195 nt
Organism: Papaver somniferum (opium poppy)
Lineage: Eukaryota; Viridiplantae; Streptophyta; Magnoliopsida; Ranunculales; Papaveraceae
Product: ethylene-responsive transcription factor ERF071-like
Exons: 2
Coding region: 139-933 (264 amino acids)
Biological process (GO): regulation of DNA-templated transcription; ethylene-activated signaling pathway
Molecular function (GO): DNA binding; DNA-binding transcription factor activity
Source: RefSeq, a predicted model, not a curated record